AUGAACUCCCGUCAAGUGUUGGUACUCGGUCUGAUCGUGCUGCUGGCCAUUGCCAGCAUCUGUGACGCCAGACGUCGGUUUCCGCACCGGCGGAGGGGUCCCUCGCGCAAAACGCUCAAGCAACUGUACUACGAGUCGCGGGAAACGAACACACCCAACUUUGUCCGGCUCGUGCUGAUGCGGUUGAUCUACGGCAUCGCGACGCAGAUGGGCGUCGAGGAGCGUCUGGACAACGUGUUCGGUGGCGCCUUUGUCCCCCCGAACGCCGUCGACGACAGUUCCGACUUUUUCGAUGUGCUCAGCGAUGAAAGCGGCGAGGACUUCAGUUUCGGUCUGUGA
Messenger RNA from Anopheles coustani, 339 nucleotides. RefSeq lists its product as uncharacterized. The transcript has a single exon. Bases 1 to 339 code for a protein of 112 amino acids. Lineage: Eukaryota; Metazoa; Arthropoda; Insecta; Diptera; Culicidae. The record is from RefSeq and is a predicted model, not a curated record.